Molecule: messenger RNA, 1195 nt
Organism: Castor canadensis (American beaver)
Lineage: Eukaryota; Metazoa; Chordata; Mammalia; Rodentia; Castoridae
Gene: Ackr5
Product: atypical chemokine receptor 5
Biological process (GO): G protein-coupled receptor signaling pathway
Cellular component (GO): membrane
Molecular function (GO): G protein-coupled receptor activity
Source: RefSeq, a predicted model, not a curated record
CCUCAUGUCAGUCAAACCCAGCUCUGGGUCCAGCCCUUUGGAAGGCCCCACAGCGGUGCCUGAUGAUGACUUUGGGGAGAUCCACAAUUGGACGGAACUGCUCUACUUCUUCAACCACACUUUGUCUGAGUGCCAUGUGGAGCUCAGCGAGGACACCAAGCGAGUGGUUCUCUUUGUUCUCUACCUGGCCAUCUUUGUGGUUGGGCUAGUGGAGAACCUCCUGGUGAUAUGUGUCAACUGGCGCCACCCAAGCCGGGCAGGGCUGCUGAACCUCUACAUCCUCAAUAUGGCCAUAGCAGACCUGGGCAUCGUCUUGUCCCUGCCUGUGUGGAUGCUGGAGGUCACGCUGGACUACACCUGGCUCUGGGGCAGCUUCUUCUGCCGCUUCACUCAUUACUUUUACUUUGCCAACAUGUACAGCAGCAUCUUCUUCUUGACAUGCCUCAGCGUGGACCGCUAUGUCACUUUCACCAAUGCCUCUCCCUUCUGGCAGCGCCACCAGCACCGAGUGCGGCGAGCUAUGUGUGCAGGCGUCUGGCUCCUUUCGGCCAUCAUCCCACUGCCUGAAGUGGUCCACAUCCAGCUGGUAGAGGGUUCUGAGCCCAUGUGCCUGUUCAUGGCACCUUUUGAAACGUACAGCACAUGGUCCCUGGUGGUGGCCCUGUCCACCACUGUCUUGGGCUUCCUGCUGCCUUUCCCUCUCAUUGCCGUCUUCAACGUGCUAAUGGCCUGCCGGCUCCGGAGGCAAGGACAGCCUGAAGGCCGACGCCACUGCCUGCUGGUGUGUGCCUACAUAGCCGUCUUUGUCAUCUGCUGGCUGCCCUACCAUGUGACUCUGCUGCUGCUCACUCUGCAUGGGACCCACGUCUCCCUCCAUUGCUACCUGGCUCAUCUGCUCUACUUCUUCUACGAUGUCAUUGACUGCUUUUCCAUGCUGCACUGUGUCGCCAACCCCAUCCUCUACAACUUUCUCAGCUCAAGCUUCCGAGGCCGGCUGCUAAGCGUUGUGGUCCGUUACCUUCCAAAGGACCAGGCCAGGGUGGGCGCACGGGCUUCCUCUUCUUCUUUUACCCAGCACUCCAUCAUCAUCACCAAGGAGAGCAACCUGCCUACUGCAGCAGAGCCCCACCCCCACCCCAUCCUGAACUUCCAGACCCCCUCUCUGCCUCCAAAUCUGCACUCUACAAUUGCAUAG